Messenger RNA from Cyphellophora europaea CBS 101466, 1236 nucleotides. Its product is annotated as DNA-binding protein, 42 kDa. The coding region runs from base 1 to 1236 and encodes 411 amino acids. NCBI's taxonomy places the organism in Eukaryota, Fungi, Ascomycota, Eurotiomycetes, Chaetothyriales, Cyphellophoraceae. The record is from RefSeq and is a predicted model, not a curated record. The transcript is spliced from 4 exons.
AUGGCCGAAGCCGCGGAGGCUGACUACAGCCUGAGCAAUCCGGACACCUUGACAAAGUACAAGACCGCCGCAGGCAUCUCGCACAAGGUCCUCGAAACCGUCUCAUCAUGGCUUGCCGACGGUGCCAAAAUCGUUGAGCUCUGCGAGAAAGGCGACAAGUUGCUUGAUGAGGAGGUUGCCAAAGUCUACAAGGGCAAGAAAGUCCUCAAGGGCAUCGCUACUCCAACGACCAUUUCCCCAGCAUCACAUGUCACCCCUUUCACCCCGCUCCACUCAGACGCAGAAGACGCAGCCUUGACAAUCAGUGCUGGCGAGCUAGUCAAAAUUCAGCUGGGCGCACAGAUUGACGGGUUUGGAGCCAUUGUGUGUGAUACCGUGAUUGUUCCAAAAGAAGCAGGGAAGGAAGCUGAGAUCACGGGUCGCGAUGCAGAUGUCAUGCUUGCAACAUACUAUGCCAAUGAGCUGCUACUUCGGUUGAUGGUUCCUCCGGGCUUACUCGCAAGCGGAACCGAGGAAGAGAAGAAAAAAGCUGCAUCUGCACGAGCUCCUACCCACUCCCAGAUCAGCUCUUUGGUCGAAAAGGUGGCCAAAGCCUACGACGUCAAAGUGGUCCAACAGACCACUUCCUGGCAGUUCGAGCGGAACGAGAUCGAGGGCAAGAAGAAGCUCAUUCUCUCUCCUUCCGACGGAACCAAGGGCGAGGGCACUCCAGAGGUUGGUGAUGUCUUUGGCGUCGAGAUCGGCAUGAGUCUAGGAUCCGGCAAGAUCAAGGAUCUCGACAAGCGUGCGACCCUGCUGCGAAAGACGGCGACAACCUACGGUCUCAAGCGACCGAGCUCUCGGCAGACCUUGUCCGAAAUUGUCAAGAAAUUCGGCAACUUCCCUUUCAGCUUGCGGCAACUUGACGACGAACGGGCCGGAAAGGUCGGAGUCGUUGAGAGUGUUCGUGCUGGCGUAUUGCGCGAGUACAAGCCAUCUGCGGAAUCUGAUGGAUCGGCUGUGACCAGGCUUUUCACCACCAUCGCUAUCACUAAAAAUGGUAUUACAAGACUAGCAGCGCCUCCGCCUCUGGACCUGUCAAAGGUAAAGUCCGACAAGAAGAUCGAGGACGAAGAGAUUCUGAAGAUUCUCGAGCAACCACUGUCCAAGUCAACUGGAGCCAAGAAGAACAAGAAAAAGAAGAAGAAGGCAGCGAAGAAGGAGGAAGAGGACAGUGACGACGACAGCGACGAAUAA